Messenger RNA from Synchiropus splendidus (mandarinfish), 4200 nucleotides. It is a transcript of the gene enpp1, whose product is annotated as ectonucleotide pyrophosphatase/phosphodiesterase 1. The record is from RefSeq and is a predicted model, not a curated record. Lineage: Eukaryota; Metazoa; Chordata; Actinopteri; Syngnathiformes; Callionymidae. Gene Ontology annotation, cellular component: cell surface. The coding region runs from base 25 to 2388 and encodes 787 amino acids. Gene Ontology annotation, biological process: nucleoside triphosphate catabolic process; inorganic diphosphate transport; negative regulation of fat cell differentiation. The transcript has 23 exons. Gene Ontology annotation, molecular function: metal ion binding; nucleic acid binding; dinucleotide phosphatase activity.
GCUAGUGGGACGUUUCACGGCAGCAUGGACGCAGGGAAAGAGGAGCAGCUUGCGGGGGAGACUGUGUUUGCGACCUCUGCGCUGGAGGGUGGAAGAGAAAAGAAGAAGAGCAACUACUGUAAAGUCAUCACUGUGGUGCUGGUGUGUCUGCUGAUCAUCAUCCUUGUUGUGGUGUUCUCCCUGAGGAAGCAGGAUGGGGACGGAGUAAUGGAUCCUUGGCUUCAGGAGGCACCAGAGGAACUGGACGCGCCAGAGUGUCCACCUGGUUAUUCCAGGUCUCCUCUCAUCGUGGUGUCUUUGGAUGGAUUCAGGUCGCAGUAUCUGACAGACCACAGCAGCCACAUUCCAGUUAUCAACAAGCUCCGAGCAUUUGGAACGACGCCGCCUUAUAUGAGGGCUGUGUAUCCCACAAAGACGUUCCCCAGCCACUACAGCAUCGCCACGGGUCUGUACCCGGAGUCUCAUGGGAUCGUGGACAACAAGAUGUACGAUGUGACCUGGAACGGUUUCUUCAGCCAGAAAACCGACGAGAAAUUUAAUCCUCGCUGGUACCAGGGAGAACCAAUCUGGAUCACUGCCCAGCGUCAUAAAUUAAAAGCAGGCACGUUUUUCUGGCCCGGUUCAGAUGUUCCCAUCAAUGGCACCUUUCCACACUUGUACAGGAAGUUUGAUAAGACCAUCAAAUUUGAGGAGAGGGCAUCAACGAUCCUUCAGUGGCUCAGCUUACCUCAGGAGGAAAGGCCUGACCUCUACACCAUGUACCUGGAUGAACCCGAUGGAACUGGUCAUCGUCAUGGACCGGAAAGCAGCCAGAUUGUUGAAGCUCUUGAGAAGGUGGAUGGGAUUUUAGGUCUCCUGAUGGACGGUCUGAAGGCGAAGAACCUGCACAAAUGUGUCAAUGUGAUGAUCACGUCGGACCACGGUAUGGAGGAGGCGUCCUGCAGCAAGGCAGCGUUCGUCACGUCUUACCAGAGCAACACUGAGGACUUUGACAUCAUCCAAGGUCCGGCCGCUCGGAUCAGACCCAAGCACCUCCCGGAGGAGUUCGACUCCUUCGACUACGAGGGUCUGCUGAAGAACCUGUCGUGCAGGACUCCUGACCAGCCCAUGAGGCCUUACCUCAAAGAGCACCUUCCCAAACGGCUGCAUUUCGCCAAACACAGGCGCAUCGAGAGAGGACACCUGUACAUGAAGUCUGGCUGGCAGGCCGCCAUGAGCGAGAAGGAAGUCAAAUACUGCUCAGGUGGAUUCCAUGGGUCGGACAAUCUCUUCCCCAACAUGCAGGGUAUCUUCAUCGGCUACGGCCCAGGCUUCAAGAAAACGUCUGUUCCUCCUUUUGAAAGCAUCGAACUGUACAACCUGAUGUGUGACCUGCUUGGUAUCACUCCAGCGCCCAACAACGGUACUCACGGCAGCCUGAACCACCUUCUGAAGAAGCCGGUCCAUUUCCCCGUCCACCCCGCGCAGCUGUCUUACUCCACAUGCCAGUCGGGCGUCGCCAAUUCUGACAACGACCUGAACUGUUCCUGUGAUCACCAGACCAGAGCAAUGCAACUUGAGGCAGACGCAGUUCUGCUGACAUCCACUGAGAAUGAUGAAGUGAGGCUACGUCACCUCCACCAUCCCAGCGGCGUCCCAGCAGUCGUCCAGCCCGACGUCCUCUUCUGCCUCCUCCACCACCAGGACUACCUCAACGGCUAUAGCCGCGACCUGAAGAUGCCUCUGUGGGUGUCGUACUCCCUCCCUCCAAUGACAUCAGUGCGACCUCUGAGUGCAGAUGUGGAGGAGUGUGUCCGCGCUGACGUCCGCAUACCGGCAUCUGCUAGCCAGCUGUGUACGCGCUACACAGACAACCAGACGCUGCACUACGGCCUCAUGCAUCCACCCUAUCUCAGUAUUAAUGGACAAGUGAAUGACUCGCUGCUCACCAGCAACAUGGUCCCGAUGUAUCCUGCGUUCAAAGAUGUGUGGGACUACUUUCACAAGGUCCUGCUGCCACCACACACUCAGCCCCGUGGAGUCAACGUCAUGAGCGGCCCCAUAUUCGAUGAAGACUUCGAUGGACGAGCCGAUCCGCUGAAGCCGGGCUCGAGAAUCAAACCGGUGAAUCCGACUCACUUCUACUUGAUCCUCACCAAAUGUGGGAAUUCAACCCUCGACCUCAGCGCCUGUGACACGCCACUGCAGGUUCAGUCUUUCAUCCUGCCACACAGAGCGGAUCACACGGAGAGCUGCGCAUCGGGCUCCUCGGACCUGGUGUGGGUGGAGAACUGGAUGCAGCUACACGUCGCUCGAGUCCGAGACAUCGAGCUGCUGACUGGACUCAGCUUCUACCACGACCGGAUAUCGGUGGAGGAAACGCUGCGGCUCAAGACGUUUUUAAGAUGAAGUGUCCGCUUCUGCACCUCGGCCGUGUUCAUACAGACAGCAAAAGUUGAGUAACCACCUGGUUUUUAUCCAAAAGAAACUACUCUCAAGGUCAAGUUGAGGCCCACAGGAUUCGAUCUAAUGACCCCAUAUGAAAGUUCAUACUGAGGCUGACAAUGUUGUUCCAUAGGCUUUUAGAUUCAUCAUCAAGUCAGUUACUACCCUGCACGUUAGCGGCCUUUUUUUUUUUCAGAAAAACUCUAUCGUGAACACGUCAUCUUUCUACUUUUUGCAGGUGUUAUUUAGCUGCAGCUUCCUUCAAAAUGACAUUAUAUUUAUUCAAUGUUUUCAAGACUUUCAAAUGAAGCGCAGUCUGUCAGAUUGACUGGAGAUAUAAGCUUUUAUAGCUUUGGAUUUCAAUUGUAAAUCAGAUCAACUCAGAGCGUGUCACUGACCUCAUCCUCUCUGCAGCUGCGAUGAGGAAGAUUAGGCUCUUGUAUCUUGUUAAUGCAGCAGUUGUGGCUGCUGAAAAAAAUCCAGCUGUGUUAACAAGAAAUGAGUCUGACCUCAUUUUUAAUUCAGUUUACUGUCGUCCCUGUUAAUCUUUUGAUCAAGACUUUUGUGAGUUGGUGUUGAUCAUAUCAGAGUCACAGAAUAAUACUUGCAUUGAACAUCCUCACUUUUAAAAACAGAGAAUCCAUUGCCUUAAAAAUGAUUCAAAACCCGACUGAUUUCAGGUUUAAUCCGUCAAGUUUACACCACUUUCUGACAGGGAUUCAGCUGUGGUGUCACGUGACCUUUUAUAUGUGGCUAAACGUGCAGCUGUGGUACCAGGUUUGCUGUUCGUGUAAACACAGCCAGUGGUCUGUGCUCGGGUCCAGGUGGUUCAGUCCAGGUCCGUCGCACCAAAGCCGCAGAGCUGUCGGACUCAAGAGCCCUUUGUUUUAGGCAGGAACCUCAGAAGCAUGAAGCCAAAGACGCCGUCCGGUCUGCUGCGAGCGCAGGCAGGAAGCUGAGGUCGUGACGACCGAUAAAGAACAUGAACGUUGCGACAGAUGGAAAGACUUCACCUUUAACCCUGUUUUCAUUGUAUCUGUCGAUUUUUGUGCACCUUUUUACUCUAGCUGAUGGUGGACCUGAGCAGGAAGUGUGAGCCAGUGCUGGGCAGAUCGGCUGACUGAAGUCUGAGAGAAAAUCAGGAGCUUGUUACUAAAACUACAGUGGUUUAAAUCUCUGACCCCUAUUUGUCUCUCACCGGGCACCUUCCCAGAGUCUCUCCUUCCAUCCCGCGACCCCACCUUCCAGGCGAGCUGGACCUGGAUUUAUCAAUCAUGUUUCAAGUUACCUUUGCAAGGCUGAAGAUGUUUCAGUGGCUCUGCUCAGCACUUGUUGCCGUCCACAUGUGAACGAACAGCACUGUUGUCGGGUGUGUGUGUGUGUGCUUGUACAGCUAUCCUUGUGGGGACGCAUUCUUGGAAACACUUUUGCUUUGUGAGGACAUUUUUGCCAGCCCCCACGAAUCCAUGCCUUAAUUUCAGAAUGAAAGUGUCAAAACAACAGGGUAGUUAUAAUUAUAUAAAAUAUAAUAAGUUUGCCUAAGAGUCCUGGUCAAUGUUAGCCAUGUAUUUUGGAUGGUUUGGUUUAGGGUGAGAGGCAAUGAGAGGUCCCCACAAGGAUAGAGAUGCAAACCUGUGUGUGUGUUAGGAUCAAUUUGGGGAAAAACCAUGAAAGUCACUGAGAAACCGCCAAAAGUCCUUAAGGACACAAAUCUGAGAAUGUGUGUUGGUGUGUGAUGGCAGAGAGGACCAACAAGUGUUUCUGUUCUCUGGCAGC